AUGUCAUCGUCGCCGUCAACUUCCGGUUCGCAGCAACAACCGCCCAUCAUCCUAUACCACUACCCGUUCUCUCCCUAUGCCAAACGGAUAGUCUGGUAUCUUCACCUACGUGGCAUUCCGUACACCCAAUGCCUUCAACCAAUGAUCCUCCCCCGCCCCGACCUCUCCUCCCUCCUGGGCAUCAAGUACCGCCGCAUCCCCCUCCUCUCCAUCGGCCGGGACGUCUACCUCGACACGCGCCUGAUCCUGUCCAAGCUCGAGGAUCUUGAUCUUCCCUCCUUGAACCCCAAGCUCUCCGCCGCCCCCGGCACCGACGCCCUCGCCCUCCAGAGCUUACUCUCGCACUACUCCAUCGACGGCGGUCUUUUCAGCCGGGCCGCGCAGCUUUUGUUUUCUCUCGAUAACCCCUUGCUGCGCGACCCUCAAUUUUUGGCUGAUCGCGCCGAGUUCGUCGCGGGAGGGGGCAACGCGCCCCCCAAUAAGUUUUCGAGGGAGGAGAUGGCAGCCUUGGGUCCCGAGGCGCUCGCGGACCUCAGGGAUUACUGCCAAAUGCUGGAGACGACGGUGCUAGCGGACGGGCGGGAUUGGAUUUUGAAGAACACUGACACUGACAACAACAAGCCAGGGCUGGCGGAUAUCGAAGCCGUGUUUGUACUGCACUGGGUUAUGAGUUUACCCGGGGCGUUGCCCAAGGAGCAGUUUAACGACGACAAGUUCCCGAGAGUGUGGAAGUGGGUUGAGAGGUUUCGGGUGGCUGUUGGGGAGACUACCCCCACACAACAGACAGCUGCUCAGAAGGGAGAUGGUAACAGUAAGGUCGCAACGGUCAAGGGGGAUAAGGCACGGGAUUUGAUCUUGGGCGCGGGGUGGAAUGAGGAUUCAGAAAAGAAGGAGGUGGAGGCCGGGGAGGCGAUUGUACAGUUUCAUGGCCUGAAGAAGGGGACGUUGGUGGAGCUGUGGCCGACGGACAGCGGGUCGGCGCCGGCUCAUAGGGAUGUUGGACGGUUGGUGAGUUUGGAUUCCAGGGAGGUGGUGAUUGAGAAUGAGAAGGGCGUGAGGGUGCAUGCGCCCAGGCAUGGGUUCCGGGUGAAGCCUUCUUCACAGGCGGUUGCGAGCAGCUUGUGA
This is a messenger RNA of Neurospora hispaniola, 1125 nucleotides long. RefSeq lists its product as uncharacterized. The record is from RefSeq and is a predicted model, not a curated record. The coding region runs from base 1 to 1125 and encodes 374 amino acids. NCBI's taxonomy places the organism in Eukaryota, Fungi, Ascomycota, Sordariomycetes, Sordariales, Sordariaceae. The transcript has 2 exons.